Molecule: messenger RNA, 1871 nt
Organism: Hibiscus syriacus
Lineage: Eukaryota; Viridiplantae; Streptophyta; Magnoliopsida; Malvales; Malvaceae
Product: zinc finger protein CONSTANS-LIKE 9-like
Exons: 4
Coding region: 102-1352 (416 amino acids)
Molecular function (GO): protein binding; zinc ion binding
Source: RefSeq, a predicted model, not a curated record
AGGAGUGGCCAAGUCUAUGAUCGUCUCUGAAGCUACUCGCUCCGGUUGAUAUAUUGUUUGCUGACAAGCUUUUAUCCCUUGUUAGGAGUUGUGUGAUUGAAAUGGGUUACAUUUGUGAUUUCUGUUGUGAACAGCCGUCUAUAGUAUAUUGUCGGUCUGAUGCUGCCUGUUUAUGUUUGUCUUGCGAUCAAAGUGUCCAUUCUGCUAAUGCACUGUCGAAACGUCAUUUAAGAACACCGUUGUGUGGAAGAUGCAAUUUUCAACCUGCUUUUGUUAGAUGUGCAGAAGAAAGGGUAUCCCUAUGUCAGAACUGUGAUCUGAUGGGUCACAGUACCUCUACCUCGAAUCUGACACAUAGGAGGGAAACGGUUAACUCUUAUUCUGGUUGCCCAUCAUCUGCCGAACUUUCUUCCAUAUGGUUGUUUUUCUCGCAAUCCCCUUCAGCAGGUGAAUCUACUUGUGAGCAGGAAUUAAGGGAAAUGAGCAUCAAUGAGAACGUAGAGAGGAAUUCGUGGUGUCCUAUAGAAAAUACCAUCAGCCAGAAUGAUAAUGGUGUUGCUGAAGUAAAUCAUGACCGCAAUGUGAAUGUAGAUAGCAGAAGUACUUGGGAUGGAUCAUCAAAUCCGGAACUUGGGUCUGCACCACAAUUUCUUCAUCAGCCAGCUGGAACAACAGAUACAUCGUUAACCAAGUUAUCUUGCCCUCAAACAAAGUAUGCAGGAGUUUGUGAAGACGAUCUGUAUGAUGACUUCAAUAUGGAUGAAUUUGAUUUGGACCUUGAAAAAUAUGAAGAACUCUUUGGGGUAACUCUCAAUCAUUCAGAAGAAAUUCUCGAGAAUGGUCAAAUGGAUAGCUUAUUUGGGACAAAGGCCAUGUCUGUUACUGAUUCGUACUGUCAGGGUGCAGUGGCUGCUGAGGACUCAUCUCCUGGACUUGUGAAUGGAAUCCAGCCAGCAUUCAGCAAUGCCGCAUCUGCUGAUUCCAUGUUGAGCAGUAAAACCGAUUCAAUUUUGUAUUUUACGGCAAGGCAGGACCAUUCAAGCUUCUCUUUUUCUGGCCACACUGGAGAGAGUAACGGAGGAGAUUACCAAGAUUGUGGGGCUUCGUCAAUGCUUCUCAUGGGACAACCCUCUUGGUGUCCUCCGUCUGCUGAGGGCUCCUUCCCGUCGGCUUCUCGAAGUGAUGCUGUCAUGCGUUACAAGGAAAAGAAGAAGACACGGAAGUUUGAAAAGCGAGUGAGAUAUGCCUCUCGCAAAGAAAGGGCUGAUGUGCGAAAGCGUGUGAAAGGACGCUUUGUCAAAGCUGGUGGUGCCUAUGAUUAUGAUCCGCUGAACCCAACUAGAAGCUGCUGAGACUACAACCUACAACUAUGCUUAGAACAAGGAAAGAAACGCCGGGUGUUAGUUGGAUACAAAAAAUACCAUGAAUAAAUUGGUUGGUCCUAGUUGUCCAUCACCGUAAAAGAUCAUCGGAUUGCUGCUUCAUUAACAAGAUCCACCUCGAUCGCCUUUGCUGCCAUUACGUCCGAGAAAAGUUCACCUGCUCAAAUUAUUUUGUUUUUUUCAGUGUGGAAAUGAAAAUGCUUCCGGAUGCUCCAAGUCAUGAAUAUGCUCUGAGUGUUAUAGACAAGUAUAUACUUCUUCUGUAAAAGAUGCUGUUUUCAUCGACACAGCAUGCCUCAUGCUUGCAAGACUGAAGUCUUGGCACGUGACACCAUGGCAUGCAGCCAUAGUUUUGUACUUUCUUCUUUAUUUUUUAAAAAUGUUUAUCUUAAUGACGUGUAUAGCCAUUGAUAUUUGCAGACUUGCAGUUGAGAGACAGGAAACUUGCAAUUGUAAUAUUUUUCUCUUCGGGUGUAUAACAAAGGAUUU